This is a messenger RNA of Mugil cephalus (flathead mullet), 789 nucleotides long. It is a transcript of the gene tomm20a, whose product is annotated as translocase of outer mitochondrial membrane 20. Gene Ontology annotation, biological process: protein targeting; tRNA import into mitochondrion; protein import into mitochondrial matrix. Gene Ontology annotation, cellular component: mitochondrial outer membrane translocase complex; mitochondrial outer membrane. The coding region runs from base 88 to 528 and encodes 146 amino acids. The transcript has 5 exons. NCBI's taxonomy places the organism in Eukaryota, Metazoa, Chordata, Actinopteri, Mugiliformes, Mugilidae. The record is from RefSeq and is a predicted model, not a curated record. Gene Ontology annotation, molecular function: transmembrane protein transporter activity.
UCACGAGUUACGCACUUCCUUAGCGUGCCACCUGCUAGCCAGCUAGUCUGCUGCAGGUCCGCUGCGGGUUUGUUAAUAGUUUCAGAUAUGGUGAGCGGCAGGACGAGCGCGGUACUUGCCGGCGUGUGCGGAGCCCUUUUCAUCGCAUAUUGUGUUUAUUUUGACAGAAAGCGGCGAAGUGACCCCCGCUUCAAGGAAAAGCUGCGUGAACGUAGAAGACGGCAGAAGGUUUCUAGUGAGAAGUCCGGACUGUCAAAGCUGCCCGACUUGAAGGACGCGGAAGCUGUCCAGAAAUUCUUCUUGGAGGAAAUCCAACUGGGAGAGGAGCUCCUGGCACAAGGUGAAUUUGAGAAGGGCGUAGACCAUCUGACCAAUGCCAUUGCAGUAUGUGGACAACCUCAGCAGCUGCUCCAGGUUCUCCAGCAGACGCUGCCUCCCCCAGUUUUCCAAAUGCUCCUCACAAAACUACCCAGCAUCAGCCAGCGACUCAUCAGCUCCCAGUCUUUAUCAGAAGAUGACGUCGAAUGAGUGUGUGUGAGGUGGAAGUCUGCUAGUACCGCUCUGUUAAAGGGAUUUCGAGCACUUAAACUGCUUGGCACCGUGACUGUGUGUGUGAACAUGGAGGACACUGAACGGUUACUCUUCUGGGACAUGUAAAACACAUUCCUUCUUGUUUUCUAGCUGUCCAUGUACUGUAUAUAUUUUCCUUGAAAGGUAAUUGUGUUAAGGCCAGGUGUUGCCGAUAUUCAUUACAGUUGAUUAAAUGUACACUACCGGUCAAAUGUUUUA